UGCCUAUAACGUACUCGCGACGUAAGUACGUUGGAUUCAACGUUCCUGUUGGAGAAAUCCAUUCACCCCUGUAGCCGUGCGGCUUUUUAUCACUCUGGAGCCGAGUUACUCUCCAGUGUGCCAUACACUAGAUUACAACUUGCCAUGCCUCGCGAAAACAGUUUCACGGACUCUGACAAGCGUUCCUUGACGCCUGAUCUUGAGGACGAAUCCAUGACAUCGCUGAGUCCAGCACCGCGUUCCGCAUCUCCUGCUGCCAGUGACGUUGAACCGUCUCUAUCCUCCAAUGGAUCCUCCCAAAAGCCUGCACCUAUAAGUCAGUCUUGGCGACGUGCACCAUCAUCAAUAAUCCCGGCCUCACUGCGGCCAAAACGUGCUCCUGCCCUCCAUUUUCAAACUCCCAAAGAUCGCUUCCGUGCAUGUGUUCGCAAAGUGAUUUCCAUGCACCGGACAACAACCGUCCUUUCAGGCUUCAGUCUCGCCGGUGCAGAACCUGGCGUUGACCCGCGCAGGCAGUCCGCGUAUCUCCAUUACGCGCACAUUCGCGAGCGUUGCGAGAUCCAGAUCACUGACUAUAGUACCGUGAGGAGCAGCUUUGGAAAGAUGGAUAAUGAGCGUUUUGUCCAAAUGUUCAACGAUGAGAGAAGUUCGGAGAGGGAGUCAUGGGUGAAGGUGAGGUGGAUAAAUGUGUGCGGCAUCAGCUGGGAUGUGAUGAGUGCGCUUGCCCUGAAAUAUGACCUUCACCCCCUCGCUCUCGAAGACGUCUUGCACAAAUGCGGACACACGCGCUCCAAAACGGACUACUACAGUCAACACCUCUUUAUCCAUGUCUUAUCUCACACACUCGCUUCCUCCUCAUCUCCAAACUCCUACACACCGGAAGACGAAGACCCACCACGGAGCUCCUCGCCAGGUCCAAUGACGCCAGGGGACUACCACAAGGAAUAUUUCAAGGAUAACGACGUCCAUGCAGAGGCUGGUGAUGAAGAUCGCACGAUAUAUGGCAGCAGUGCGCCUGCAACCUGGCGACUUGGAAGCACUGUCAGGAACAGAAGGUCAGCGAAAGCUGACAUGGAAAGUGCGGCAAGGGUCAAGGAAGAAGGUUUAACCCCACUUAUGUCUGCUACACGGAAAGAGAGCGCGUCCCAAAAACGCAGGGAAAAAGCUCAGAUAACUCUCACAGAUCUAAAGAAGGCAGGCCGCGUAAACGUCUCCAUUCACCCAAUAUCAAUUUUCUUAUUGAGAGAUGGCACAGUAAUCUCUGUUAUGCCGUCCAAUUUCAUCGAUUUCGCAUGUCCCAUUAUGACGCGUCUCCGACAGCCCGACACGGGGCUGCGUGCAUCCGCAGACCCCAGUCUGCUCGUUCAAAGUCUGCUCGACCUCAUUGUGGAUUCUGCACUCGAGGUAGUGGAUGCAUUUCAUGAGAAGAUAUUGCAGCUGGAAUACGAUGUGUUGAUGAAGCCAGAUAUGAAAGUGGUUUCAAGGCUGCAUAUUCUUUCCGGUGAUUUGAUGUUGCAUAAGCGGACCCUUGGGCCUCUCAAGACGGUCAUUUAUGGGCUACGGCGGUACGACGAGGACCGGUGUGCUGCACUGCUCUCGUCUGCUGAGAAGGAGGUCCAAGAGCAAAGGAGAGAGAAAGUGAAGGGGUUCAUGUCCCAUAAGAGUAAAAUAUACUUGGCAGACGUACAUGAUCAUAUGGAACAUAUCCUUACAAGCAUGGAUAUGUUCGCAGGGAUCGCAGAAAACCUGAUCAACUACGCGUUCAAUAUGAAAUCAUACGAGAUGAACUUAGUCAUGCGCCGCCUCACCCUUGCAACUAUCAUAUUCCUUCCGCUGACAUUGCUCACAGGUUACUUUGGAAUGAAUUUUGAAUCUAUGUGGAGUGUUCAAAAUAAUUCCGACGUCUUAUUUUGGAGGAUCGGGAUCCCUGUCAUGGCACUUGUCAUACCCUUAUUUAUGUGGUCAGACUUGAAGGGUGCUGCGCAUUACGCUGAGAAGCGAUGGGCGGCGAGGAAGUCAAUGAUGACUAUCAAAAGCAAGUUGGCGUGAGUGCCACUGCCAAUGUACGCAAGAUUCAGCGUGGUUGUA
Suillus subaureus is the source of this 2088-nucleotide messenger RNA. RefSeq lists its product as uncharacterized. Gene Ontology annotation, biological process: metal ion transport; transmembrane transport. Gene Ontology annotation, molecular function: cobalt ion binding; cobalt ion transmembrane transporter activity; magnesium ion transmembrane transporter activity. Lineage: Eukaryota; Fungi; Basidiomycota; Agaricomycetes; Boletales; Suillaceae. The coding region runs from base 145 to 2049 and encodes 634 amino acids. Gene Ontology annotation, cellular component: membrane. The record is from RefSeq and is a predicted model, not a curated record. The transcript is spliced from 12 exons.